AUGAGUGUGAUCAUUUUGACUCUCCUCGUUGUGUUUCUAACUAUAGUCGUUCGUCGAUGGUAUAGGUGCAUUUCCAUCAAAAGAAAACUCGAUUGGGUCAACCAUAUACCAGGAUGGCCACUGCUGGGAAAUGCUUUGGAAUUUGCCGGUCCUACUUCAGAAGUAUUGGAUCGCAUCAGCAGCCUGUUCAACAAACACGGCAAGCUGAUUUUCGUCGAUUUCGCUGGAAAACCCAACAUUUUCACGACAGACUACGAUUUCAACGAAUUUGUUUUGACGACACACAGUAUAUUGUCUAAAUCGACGGAUUACAGAUUCAUCAGAAAUUGGCUAGGAACCGGAUUACUCACUAGUGAUGGGCCAAAAUGGAAGGGAAGACGACGCAUAAUGACUCCCGCUUUCCAUUUCUCGAUACUCGAACAAUUCGUCGAGGUUUUCGAGAGAAAUGGAAACAUCCUGAUCGACAGGCUGAAGCUAGAAAUUGGGAAUGAUAGUUUCGACGUCUACCCGUACAUCACCCUAUGCGCCUUGGAUAUAAUAUGCGAAUCGGCUAUGGGCGUACCGGUGAACGCUCAACUCAACGAGCACUCGGACUACGUCAGAAACGUCAAACUCAUGCUGAAAAUCGGCAUGAUCCGAUCCACCUCGAUCAUCAAAAACAACGACCUUCUCUACCCUCUCACUCUGGACCAUUGGCGCGAAAAGAGGGCCGUGAAACAGCUGCACGACGUCACCUAUGCCGUCAUCGAUUCCAGGAGGGAGAGACUGGAGAAAUCGGGAGGGAAGGCGGGGGAGGAGGUGGACGAAUUCGGGAGGAAGAGGAGGUUGGCUUUCCUGGACGUUUUGCUGAGAUCGACGUCGGAGGGUCGGCCGCUGAGCAGAGAUGAUAUCAGGGAGGAAGUGGAUACUUUUAUGUUCGAGGGACACGAUACGACAGCAUCCGCAAUGACCUUCGCCAUCCACUUACUUUCCUUACAUCAGGACGUACAAAGGAAAGUUCUCGAAGAACAGAAGAUGAUCUUCGGGGACGAUAUUCACAGAUCGGCCAACUAUCAGGAUCUGCAGAACAUGAAGUAUCUGGGAUGUGUUUUGAAAGAGUCUUUGAGGAUUUAUCCUUCUGUGCCGAUGUAUGGCAGACAUACCAAAGAAGAUGUAUAUUAUAAAGGGAAACUGAUUCCACAAGGUACAGACAUAAUCAUCUACGACUAUGGCGUGUUACACGAUCCCAAGAAUUUUCCGGAACCGGAAAAAUUUAUGCCAAGCAGAUUCGAAGAGAAUGAUGGGACACGACCCUACAAUUACAUCCCUUUCAGCGCUGGGCCACGAAAUUGUAUAGGUCAAAAAUUUGCCAUGCUGGAGAUGAAAUGCACUCUCUCGAAGAUUUUGAGGAAUUUCGAGAUUUUACGCCCUGUACCUGAACAUACCCCUAUCCUAGUCUCAGAAGCCGUAUUGAAAUCCGGUAAUGGGAUUCGAAUUAGGGUGGCCAAAAGAAAAUGGUGA
Phaedon cochleariae (mustard beetle) is the source of this 1500-nucleotide messenger RNA. Lineage: Eukaryota; Metazoa; Arthropoda; Insecta; Coleoptera; Chrysomelidae. The record is from the annotation of a GenBank genome assembly.